AUGCAGCGCGGUUUGGGAGGCCCAGCCCGCCGCCAUCCCUCCGCGCACCCACACCCACUUACGGGUCCGACCCCCCUCACUCUGCUCCCGCUCAGGCCGCGCGCCCCCGCAGUCCCCACGGUCGCCCGUGACCCGGCGCGCACAUCUUUCCUUGCCUCAGCCCGGGUGCCUCCUCAGCCCCUACUCAGGCGCCGGCGCCUCGCCAUCCCCGCCACCGUCCCCGCCAUCCUUGUGGCCCGCUCGUACCUGCCUCGCCUCAGCCGCCGGGCCCCACCACCCGGCCCGCACUCCACGCCACGCGUCUCUCGCACCGGCUACUCCUCUUUUUCUUCCGUCCACGUCCCACAAGAUGACGUUACGUCAGCAGCGCUGGAGUCAACCCAGGCCGCAAAGCCUCCGCUGUUGACGCGAGGCGGCUGGCUGACCCCGAGCUGCGCUGCGGCAAUGGCGUAG
Molecule: messenger RNA, 453 nt
Organism: Rangifer tarandus platyrhynchus (Svalbard reindeer)
Lineage: Eukaryota; Metazoa; Chordata; Mammalia; Artiodactyla; Cervidae
Source: the annotation of a GenBank genome assembly